CCCCAAAUAGACCAUUUGGUAGGGAGAGAAACCGAGAGGAGAGAGAAAAGGGAAUUUAGUUUCAAUGGCAUCAAGGGUUUCUUUGAAAGCAAAGGGGAAGAGUUCCAAGGGAUCGAAGGCACAAGAAGACCGAUCCUUGAGCGAGUCUCUGAAGGAGUGGACGACAUGGACGAUGCGAAAAGCUAAGGUCAUCACUCACUACGGGUUCAUUCCUUUGGUCAUCAUCAUCGGUAUGAACUCUGACCCCAAGCCUGCACUUUCGCAGCUUUUCAGCCCCGUCUGAUCCACAUCCACCUCUUCGAUUCUCCAUCAUCAAUGCGACGACGUUUCGUUCUUCUUUUUUUUUUUUCUUUACCCUUUUUCACAUCUAUAACUUCAUUGAAUCAGUUUUCAGAAUGGAGUAGUUUGUUUUGUUCGAAACAAUUAUCGAAGACGCGGUAGUAAAUAAUGGAUCUUUUAUUAUAAUUACAAUAUUCAAAUAUUGUCCCUGCUUUUUA
Molecule: messenger RNA, 497 nt
Organism: Vigna radiata var. radiata (mung bean)
Lineage: Eukaryota; Viridiplantae; Streptophyta; Magnoliopsida; Fabales; Fabaceae
Product: mitochondrial import receptor subunit TOM7-1-like
Exons: 1
Coding region: 65-283 (72 amino acids)
Biological process (GO): protein import into mitochondrial matrix
Cellular component (GO): mitochondrial outer membrane translocase complex
Source: RefSeq, a predicted model, not a curated record